Messenger RNA from Fragaria vesca subsp. vesca, 607 nucleotides. RefSeq names its product B3 domain-containing protein Os04g0386900-like. The coding region runs from base 133 to 528 and encodes 131 amino acids. The record is from RefSeq and is a predicted model, not a curated record. Gene Ontology annotation, molecular function: DNA binding. The transcript is spliced from 2 exons. Lineage: Eukaryota; Viridiplantae; Streptophyta; Magnoliopsida; Rosales; Rosaceae.
UAAAUUCUUCUUUCUUAUGUGCGGGCGGUUGCUGUUGGUUUUAUUUACAUCUAAAUCAUGACAGCCUGACAGGACUCAUCUUUGUUGCAGAUAAGUUAUUAGUCUCAGUUUGCCCGAGCAGAACAUACUGAAAUGGAAGACACGGCGCAAUCCUCAGCAACUCCUAUGAUUGAAUUGCAUGGCGAUGAAUUUUGGCCACUUUCAGGGAGACCUUACUUUGAUAUCAUACUCACAAAAUCCCAUGUCAAGCCCAUUUACCAAAUGGAGAUCCCAACCACACUUGAUCCAAACUUACCUGCGGGUACUUCAGUCCCUAUGGUUCUCAGCUUUGGGGAAAAUAGCUGGGAGAUGACCUAUAAUGAAACAAAACGUCUUAAAUUAGUGGAUCGACACUCAUGGAAAGCAUUUGUCGAUGACAACAGCCUAAAGGCUGGAGAUGGAUGUAUUUUCGAACUCAUGGGGAGUGUGACAGUACAAAAGUAUUGUUCAAGGUCCAAAUCCUCAGAGGUGACAUCCCAGCUGAGCUAAUAGAGAAGUACUCUGGUGAGACAGAGAAACCCAUUACUAUAUAAUGAUGUUUCUUUUCCGUGGAUGUACCAAUAUCCUG